Physella acuta is the source of this 1171-nucleotide messenger RNA. RefSeq names its product gem-associated protein 2. Gene Ontology annotation, biological process: spliceosomal complex assembly; spliceosomal snRNP assembly. The record is from RefSeq and is a predicted model, not a curated record. NCBI's taxonomy places the organism in Eukaryota, Metazoa, Mollusca, Gastropoda, Physidae. Gene Ontology annotation, cellular component: nucleus; SMN complex; spliceosomal complex.
ACCACGCAAUGGUGGAUUUAGAUCUCCAAACAAGUUAAGAAGUAGCUCUGAUCAUAGACUUAGAACUAGAUCUAGAUCUAGAUCCUCUAGAUCUAAAUUAUAAAUAGAUAAAGUAGAUUCUAAUAGAAUCUAGAUCUAGAGUUGGAUUUAAACUAACACUAACUUAUCAGUAAACGAUAAACAUGGACAGUAGCGAAAGUGAUACUCCCUGUGAACAAGCACUUGCGGUUGAUGAAAACUGUGAUGAUGAUUACGACCUCAGUAUUCCACCAACAUCUGGAAAUGAAUACUUACGCCGUGUUCGGCAGGAAGCCAUGGGAUGUCCCAAAGUUGUUGUGGCAGAUUUAGAUACCAGUGCAUUCCUUUCUCAACAAACUGUUAAGGUUUCCGAGCCUGGGGGCCUAUUACCUGUGCCACAGAACUACAAAGCUUCUCAAUGUUGGCAGAAGUUGCAAGUUGCAGAGUUUGCUUCUCUCAGACAGAAAUUAGUACAGUAUAGAUCUCUGGUCAAACAGAAAAAGAUAGCUUUAUCAGCACCAAAUCUGCCUCAUGCAAACAAUGCAGAAAACUGGUGCAGGUUAUGUUUUGGUCGUCUCAAACUCAAGACUCUAAAACCAAUGAUAGACAACUCUCGUAUGGACGAUCAGAGCACAGACAAUGUUGAAACAGAGUUUGGUGAAGAAGGCACGCCUCCAUUGUUGCAGAUAAUUGUACACAUGACACAGCAUCAAGUUACAAGUGUUCUGGAAUAUCAUGUCAACUGGUUGGAAGCGACUGGGUUUUCAUCAAGACAAGGUCGUUGGUUCUUUGCUUUAUUAGCUAGUCUUCAAAAACCUCUAACUCCUGAAGUCUGCUCAUGGAUUAGACGAUUAGCUCGUCUUUGUUCUAACAUCAGAGCAUCACUGGACAGCCCUGAUGAUCCCAGGCUUAACGAACUGAAUUUAAUUAUCUGUUUGGUGUCCCGCUACUUUGAACAGAGUGAUCUAGCUGAUUCAUGACAGGACAAAUCUUGCAGCAAAAGUUUCCAGUUGUAGAAUGUCAUUGUGAGGAGUAAAAAAUUUUAUGUUGGACGACUCACUGAAUGUUCCUAGAAGUUUUUUUAUUUUCUGAUGCUAGGAUUUUUAUGUGUGAAAAGAUUUGAGAAUUAUUCAGCAUUAAAUUGUAUAUAUAA